Messenger RNA from Paracoccidioides lutzii Pb01, 1227 nucleotides. Its product is annotated as ATP-dependent RNA helicase FAL1. The transcript is spliced from 3 exons. Bases 1 to 1227 code for a protein of 408 amino acids. Gene Ontology annotation, cellular component: nucleolus; catalytic step 2 spliceosome. The record is from RefSeq and is a predicted model, not a curated record. Gene Ontology annotation, molecular function: RNA helicase activity; ATP binding; mRNA binding.
AUGGCGGAAGGAAUCGAUAGGACAGCAGAGGAGCGGAUGGAGUUCACGACCUCGAAAGAGGUGACUGUCGCGCCCACCUUUGAGGAUAUGCACUUGAAGGAAAACCUCCUGCGCGGCAUCUAUGCAUACGGAUAUGAAUCGCCGUCUGCUGUCCAAUCCCGCGCAAUCGUCCAAAUUUGCAAGGGGCGUGAUACAAUUGCACAAGCCCAAUCUGGUACUGGUAAAACCGCGACAUUUUCAAUCAGUAUUCUGCAAGUUAUUGACACAGUUCUCCGAGAAACACAAGCUCUUGUCCUAUCGCCCACGCGCGAACUUGCCACCCAAAUUCAGUCCGUUGUUAUGGCUCUUGGGGACUACAUGAACGUACAAUGUCACGCUUGUAUCGGGGGCACCAACGUUGGUGAAGAUAUUCGGAAGCUCGACCAUGGCCAGCAUGUUGUUUCUGGCACCCCCGGUCGUGUUGCUGAUAUGAUCCGUCGUCGCCAUCUUCGAACCCGAAAUAUCAAAAUGCUCGUCCUCGAUGAAGCCGAUGAACUUUUGAACCGUGGAUUCCGUGAACAGAUCUAUGAUGUCUACCGCUACCUUCCUCCUGCCACUCAGGUUGUCGUCGUAUCUGCCACUCUUCCCUACGAUGUUCUCGACAUGACUACAAAAUUCAUGACAGAUCCAGUUCGCAUUCUGGUCAAACGUGACGAAUUGACCCUGGAAGGUUUAAAACAGUACUUUAUUGCUGUAGAGAAAGAGGAAUGGAAAUUUGAUACUCUCUGCGAUCUUUACGACACCCUUACCAUUACCCAGGCCGUUAUUUUCUGCAAUACUCGACGCAAGGUAGACUGGCUCACUGAUAAGAUGCGUGAAGCCAACUUCACCGUUUCCAGCAUGCACGGAGAAAUGCCACAAAAGGAGCGCGACAGCAUUAUGCAGGAUUUCCGACAAGGAAACUCUCGCGUUCUUAUCUCAACCGAUGUCUGGGCUCGAGGUAUCGAUGUGCAGCAGGUUUCUCUGGUCAUCAAUUACGACCUCCCUAGCAAUCGUGAGAACUAUAUCCACAGAAUCGGACGAAGUGGCCGCUUCGGACGCAAAGGUGUUGCUAUCAACUUCGUGACGAGCGAGGAUGUUAGAAUCUUGAGAGAUAUCGAGUUAUAUUACUCUACGCAGAUCGACGAGAUGCCCAUGAAUGGUACGGCAUUUUACUUCUCUAUUCCGUCGCUGUGUUUGUUCCUAUGA